Medicago truncatula (barrel medic) is the source of this 1060-nucleotide messenger RNA. RefSeq lists its product as uncharacterized. The transcript has a single exon. Bases 433 to 834 code for a protein of 133 amino acids. NCBI's taxonomy places the organism in Eukaryota, Viridiplantae, Streptophyta, Magnoliopsida, Fabales, Fabaceae. Gene Ontology annotation, biological process: regulation of systemic acquired resistance. The record is from RefSeq and is a predicted model, not a curated record.
ACAAUUUCAUUGUUCAUUUGCUGACCUGGCAAUUUCAAUUCAAGUCGGUUCAUUGAUCAAUUUAUUCAAUCUCAUUGUUUAUAUAGUUUCAAAUUUUUCAAUCUAUAUUCUCAAUCAAUUUACUUCGCUUUGGUUCUUUCUUUUGUAGUUGGGCUAAAGAAAAAGAGAUGAAAAACUAAUAUUUAUGUUCUCUUCUCUUUUUUUUAAAUGAUUGGCUAGGAAUCACAUUAAGUGAUUUAUAUUCUGUUGUCUUAUUUUAUAUAGUUAUGUUAUGAAUGAAUAUACAAUAUAAAUAUAAACAACUACCUAGCUAGCUCCAUAAGUCUUCUCAAUAUUAUUCUUGUUUUCCUCUACACGGCAAAUAUAAAUAUACAAAAUAUAUAUAGUUAGUCAUAUAGGCUAGCUAGUGUGUUGAUACAGUAAUUGAGGAGCAUGGAAGGAGAAAACAGGAAGAGAAAAAUGUUGGAAGAUGAAGAAGAAAAUGAUGAUGAGAAAAUGGAGAAGUUCUUUGCCUUGAUAAAGAGUACAAGAGAUAUCCUCUCCAAAACAGACAAGAAGGUGGGUGAAGAAAAAAAGGAAAAGUGUAUUUGGAACCCAACGUUUCAACUUGAAGAUUUCAUUGCUUGUGAAGAAUUGGGAAAGAGUAAUGUUUCUGCUGCAGCUGGUCCUUCUUCACGGCAAGAAAAAGAGGUGAUGAUAAUAGAGAAAGAAUAUGUGCAAGAAGAAGUAGCUGCAAGUGCAACCACUACAACAGUGACACCAAAAAACCAAAAUGAAGACAAAGAGAAAGAAAAAGCAAGUGAUAAUAGCUUAGACUUAAAUCUUUCUUUGUAAUAAUACCAUACCAUAUGAAGGUUUGGCUACUACGUAGUAUCGACACUUUAGAAUUAAAUCGAACAUAUAUCUAGUGUCCGUUUGAUUACAUUCAAUUACUUUCAUUUCUCAAAUUAUUAUCCACGUCAACGUGUCUGUGUGACUGUGUCUGUGUUAGUGUUUCAUAUAUUGACUAUGUUGAUGAUAAUUUGCUGACGUUAAAUGUAUUGCCUUUCAUGAUUGGCCA